AUGUCGAAUGCAAAUACUAUGAGCUGCUUAUGGAAAGAAUCUAAAGAUGCUAAACCAUAUGUCAACAGAGUUCCUAUACCAACUGUUGAAGAAGGUCAACUAUUAAUCAGAAUGGAUUAUGCACCAAUCAAUCCAUCAGACAUUAAAUUUCUUUUAGGACAGUCUUCAUCGAAUAAACAAUUUCCUUGUGUUGCAGGAUUUGAGGGUUCUGGCACAGUAGUAUUGACAGGGGGAGGAAUGGCCAGUUGGGGUAUGUCUGGAAAAAGAGUGGCAUUUUACACAAAUCAUGAAUAUGGAACAUAUGGGGAAUAUUGUAUAGCAGACACAAAUUUGUGUAUAGAAUUAGACAACGACAUGGAAUCGAGCUAAGCUGCUUGUUCAUUUGUGAAUCCAUUAUCUGCUAUAGGAAUGCUGGAUUUUUGCAAGAAAAAUAAUGCAAAGGCUGUCAUUAAUAAUCCAGGUGCUUCCUAAUUAGGAAAAAUGAUGAAUAGACUAUUUAACGAAAGAAACAUAAAGGUGAUCAACAUUGUUAGGAGAGAAGAAUAAGUUUAUGAAUUAAGAUAUGAAUGUGGGGCUGAAUUAAUUAUCAAUCAAAAUGAUCCAGACUUCCUUAAACAAUUAAAAAUUAUGUGUGAAGCCACUUAAGCAUCUAUAUACUUUGACGCUGUCGGAGGAGAAUAGAGUGGAUAGAUUUUAAACAUUAUGCCUAAAGGAUCCACACUGAUGAUGUAUGGUACUCUUGAUAGUUGGUAAAUUGGAGGAAUUUAGGCUAAUGAUUUAUUAAAAGAUAAGAAAUCUAUCUAGGGGUAUUGUAUUUACAUUAUUCUAGAUUCUUUUUAAAUGUUUGGUUAAAAGAAUAAAACAAAUUAGAAUUGAUUAUGACUUUAAAAAAGCUGAAGAAUUUUAUAAAGACUUCAUUGAAAACUAAAAUUGCAAAAGAAGUAAUCUAUAUUAGUAUUAUUUAGUUUACUUUAGAUUAAUUUUAAUAGGCAAUUGAUUAUUAUAAAUCUCAUAUGACAGAGGGAAAAACAUUAAUUUGUUUGAAAAAAACAAUUUAAUCAAACUAAGAAAUCUCAAAUUAGAAAUAGCCUUAGCCAUAAAAUGAAGAAUAAUAAGGUUAAAAGAAGGAAUAGAAUAAAGAGGAAGUAUAAUAAUAAUAAUAAUAAUAAUAAUAAUAAUAAUAAUAAUAAUAAUAAGAUUAAUAGUAAUAAUAAUAAUAAUAAUAAUAAUAAUAAUAAUAACAUUAAUAAUAAGAUCAACAUCAAUAAGAAUAGGAAUAGCUUUAAUAAUAAUAAUAACCUAAUGAAGAAUAGGAAUUUUAAGAAGAUGAUGAUGAUUCAAAUUCAGGAUUUGGAGAAGGAUUAAAUGAUGUAUUGUGA
Messenger RNA from Paramecium octaurelia, 1379 nucleotides. Lineage: Eukaryota; Ciliophora; Oligohymenophorea; Peniculida; Parameciidae. The record is from the annotation of a GenBank genome assembly.